AUGUUAGAUGAUGGAUUUAGAUACAGACUUCCUGAUAAUAGAAGCAUUGUUCUUGAAGCCGUUCGUCAGGAAGACGGUAAUUAUGACGUUUAUCUCGAUAAUCGCGACGGGGUCAAGGUUGGAUAUUGUGAACCUAAAGAGUACCAAACCAUUGACCCGUGGAUGUACUACAUUGCUGCGUGCCAUGUGUCGGAGUACCAGUUGAAGCUCGCUGGAAUCACGCCGUGUGACUCUUAUUGUUUCAAUUACUGGGGGUUAUCGUACGUCGAGCAACACAAAAUCUACUCGGCGUUCACAUCAACGGCCACGGAUGGAUUUUGA
Molecule: messenger RNA, 321 nt
Organism: Diutina rugosa
Lineage: Eukaryota; Fungi; Ascomycota; Pichiomycetes; Serinales; Debaryomycetaceae
Exons: 1
Coding region: 1-321 (106 amino acids)
Source: RefSeq, a predicted model, not a curated record